UGUACAGGCCCAUAAGUCAAAUGGCCCAUUAUUGAUUCCUGCUUUGAAAGCUCCGUCCCUAACUCUUUACUGAGCCUAGACUUCCACUGUUCUCAAUCACCGCAAAAUUUGUUUAGUUUUACAUUUGAUUUUCGCUUAUUUCAACUAGGAGUUGAACACACAUAAAAUGGAGUACAAUUCUCGCUGAUCUUGAUUGGUUUAUGUGCGGAAAAUGAUUGUCUUGCCAAAUUCUGGUUUCUGCGCAACUCUAACUCGGGCACCUAUAGAUUCAUGUAAGAAAAAUCGAAGCUCCGAUUCUGUCACUCUCUCAAGAUCAACGUCAUUCAAGAUUGAAGCUAAAAGACGCUGCGAGUGCUAUGAUAUGCACAAGGAGCUAGUCCCCUAUGUUGAGGCCUGGUCAUUGCAGAAAUCCAUUGUCGAGGAGAGAAAAGCACUUGUUCAAAGAAAUGAAGAUUUUGUAGAAAACCUGAUUGUUUUGCAGCACCAUCCGGUUUAUACCUUGGGAGCUGCUGGCUCAGAAGAAUACUUGCGGUUUGAUCAAAAGAAUGCUCCUUUUGAUGUCUACAGAACGGAACGUGGUGGCGAAGUUACAUAUCAUGGGCCUGGUCAGAUAGUUAUGUACCCUAUUAUCAAUCUCCGUUACCAAAAGAUGGACCUUCAUUGGUACCUCAGGGCACUGGAAGAGGUGAUAAUUCGAGCUCUUUCUUCAUCGUUUUCUAUCAAAGCUUCACGGGUUGAAGGCUUGACUGGUGUUUGGGUUGGAGAUCAGAAGCUAGCUGCCAUUGGCAUUAAGGUUUCUCAAUGGAUCACAUUCCAUGGCCUAGCACUCAAUGUAACCACUGAUUUAGCAGCUUUUCAACAGAUAGUUCCCUGUGGAAUCCAGGAUCGUCGAGUUGGAAGCAUAAAGGAGCUGCAGAGUGGAGUUUCUUCCAAUUCAUGCAAUAAAAUUGAUGAUUCUCAGCUAAUGGAUAUUGCUUACAAAUCACUACUCAAGGAGUUUUGUGAACUUUUCCAAAUUGAUCUUUACUAUAAAUAAUGUUUUCAACAGGAUGCAACCCCUUACCUCCAUGCCAUAGUUUUUCUUUUUAAUUGAGUUCAUUUAGAUAUAUACAAAUUUUGUGUAACUCAAUACAGUUAUUUUAAAGAUUUAACUAUUUUAUCAUAGAUUGUUAGUUCUUGGUUUUGAA
This is a messenger RNA of Ipomoea triloba (trilobed morning glory), 1187 nucleotides long. RefSeq names its product octanoyltransferase LIP2p, chloroplastic-like. Bases 212 to 1036 code for a protein of 274 amino acids. Lineage: Eukaryota; Viridiplantae; Streptophyta; Magnoliopsida; Solanales; Convolvulaceae. Gene Ontology annotation, molecular function: lipoyl(octanoyl) transferase activity. Gene Ontology annotation, biological process: protein lipoylation. The record is from RefSeq and is a predicted model, not a curated record. The transcript has 4 exons. Gene Ontology annotation, cellular component: mitochondrion.